Molecule: messenger RNA, 1516 nt
Organism: Betta splendens (Siamese fighting fish)
Lineage: Eukaryota; Metazoa; Chordata; Actinopteri; Anabantiformes; Osphronemidae
Gene: cdkn2d
Product: cyclin-dependent kinase inhibitor 2D (p19, inhibits CDK4)
Exons: 3
Coding region: 419-913 (164 amino acids)
Biological process (GO): regulation of cyclin-dependent protein serine/threonine kinase activity; negative regulation of cell population proliferation
Cellular component (GO): nucleus
Molecular function (GO): protein kinase binding; cyclin-dependent protein serine/threonine kinase inhibitor activity
Source: RefSeq, a predicted model, not a curated record
UGUCCGCCUCUGGAGAAACACAACCGCAGAAAUGUGAAUGAACUGCCUUUGAAGACAUCAACGUAUACGAAUCGCCCGCUUUCUUCGCUCCGCGUUGUGAUUGGUGGACUGUCGUUGGUGCCUCAGUGAUGGCGUAGUAACGGAGUUGUGACCCCUCCCUUUCUACCAAAUAUGGAAGAGCGUCACACUCGGGUCGAACUGUGAUUGGUCAGCGUGUGAUCUUCCCAAAUGUUUGUAAAUUGUAGUCAGGAGACGUCGCUGUGUAGAUGUCAGCGCGCAAAUGUAUUUUUUAAUGUUGAUAAACAUUCCCUCGUUGGUUUUUAUUUAAAAAUUACUUCACUAACGACACAGUGGGACCGAAGAGCUUGGCGACGCCGUGGCACGUGACGAACAGAACAAGGUAGAGACAUAAACUAGGAUGGUUCUCAGUCAGAUGGACGCCGGGAAAGCAUUGACGGCGGCAGCAGCCAAAGGAAACACUGGCGAGGUGCUGAGGAUCCUGGAGGAAUGUAGAGUACAUCCUGAUACUCUCAAUGAAUUUGGCAGGACUGGUCUACAAGUGAUGAUGAUGGGGAACUCUAAAGUUGCCACUUUGCUGUUGGAAAAAGGAGCCGACCCCAACGUUCAAGACAAACAGGGUAUAACGCCUCUCCAUGAUGCAGCCCGUACCGGGUUCCUGGACACUGUGCAGGUUCUGGUGGAGUACGGUGCUCUAGUGAACAUGCCAGACCACAAUGGGGCCCUGCCUAUACACAUUGCCAUCCGGGAAGGUCACCGGGAUGUUGUGGAGUUCCUGGCACCACGUUCCGAUCUGAAGCACACCAACAUCCACGGCCAAACUGCAAUAGACGUGGCCCGAUCCUCUCGUGUGCCUAAUAUGAUUGACUUGCUUUUUGCUCAUAUUCAUAGCUAGUCCAAAUCUAGGUGCUGGUUGACUCAUGGAAAACCCAACCUCAUACUUCUUUUGCGUGGAACCUGGUGACUUGAAUUCAUUGCUGUGUAAAGGAUUAUUAUUUUUUUGUUUAAAGGGGCUCAGCAUUAAUAUGUGAUACAGGACAUAUUGUCUCGGCAGCUUAUUUUCUGUGUAUAGGUGGCUUCAUACAGUAGCCACCUCCUUUUCUUUUGCACAGUGCAGUUUAAGCACCUUAUCAUUUAUCUGUUUUCCCUAUGAAUUGGGAGUGCACAUCUGUAGAUAGUUUCCCCUCAGUGUUGUGUAAUUAUUACAUUUCCACUGUGUAAGAAUUGUAACAGUUGAUACAACGUAUGUGUUUUUAAAUAUUUACAAACCUUGGUGCACCCUGAUUGCUUUGCAUAGUUUUUUGUUUAAAUUAGAGGAAUCUAGACUUUGAAUUUACUCUUAUUUAUUGUUGGAAUAGGACUGAAUAUUUCUGUGACUUUGUAAAGAGUGACAUUUAUUGUGAUUUGUUGAAAUGUUAUUUAUACUUUUAAAACUAAAGUGAACUUAAUAACUUUACUAUUUGAAUAUGAAAUCACACAAUAAAGUGUUGAAACUGGA